Agrilus planipennis (emerald ash borer) is the source of this 551-nucleotide messenger RNA. Its product is annotated as partner of xrn-2 protein 1-like. NCBI's taxonomy places the organism in Eukaryota, Metazoa, Arthropoda, Insecta, Coleoptera, Buprestidae. The record is from RefSeq and is a predicted model, not a curated record. The coding region runs from base 99 to 422 and encodes 107 amino acids. The transcript is spliced from 2 exons.
GUCAACAACAAGAAUUGAUUCUAACCUAAAAAUUUUCCGUCAAUAAAAUAAUAGUAAAUUAUUUUUAUGAAAGAAAAUUUAAUAUUUAUUACAACAUAAUGACUCAGAAGUUUAAGACUAAUUGGGAUGUCGAUAAAUAUUACGAUGAAACUGAACCAGAAGAGCAUUGGCAACUUCGAAAAGAAUUCAUGACGGUUCAUCAAGAUAAAUUUCCAGAAGAUUACCUUGUAGCCUUAGCAAAAGCAUUUACUAAUAUAGAAUUUAUGGGUUGCGUGUAUCCUGCACCUUUAAUGAUAAGAAUAGGAGAAUUGUCAAAGGAUGUGGCUAAGAAAUAUAGAGAUAUUAAAAAAACAAAACUUCAAAGGACAUUUGUAACAGCUUCCAGUGCUGCAGAAAAUAAAUACUCAGGUUUGUUACAAUAAUAGAGUAUUUUAUUUGUCUGGUGUCACACUAGAAUAAUUCCUUCAAAAUAUAAACCAUCAAAGUAUUGCAAAUAAAAUCUACUUUGAUUUACACUACGUACUUUAAAAUUAUUGUAAUGGAGGCAUAGA